Messenger RNA from Truncatella angustata, 1720 nucleotides. Its product is annotated as cytochrome P450. The record is from RefSeq and is a predicted model, not a curated record. The transcript is spliced from 7 exons. Gene Ontology annotation, molecular function: heme binding; monooxygenase activity; oxidoreductase activity, acting on paired donors, with incorporation or reduction of molecular oxygen. NCBI's taxonomy places the organism in Eukaryota, Fungi, Ascomycota, Sordariomycetes, Amphisphaeriales, Sporocadaceae. The coding region runs from base 106 to 1584 and encodes 492 amino acids.
UAGAGAGCUAUAUUGCACAAGCCGCCCCAAAGUCAACGCCAUUAAGUUGGGGACUCAAUACAUACUUCCAUCUCAAGCUCCUUUACACUAUUCUCGGAGCUCAAAAUGGUGUCAAACCCGGCAUUGCUGGCUCUAGCCAGUUUCGUCAUCUAUUAUAUCGCAUCGAGUGUCUUCUCAUGGUAUCGCAUGCGACAUAUUCCUGGGCCCAGGCUAGGUUCCUUCUCGUACCUGUGGGUUGCGCAGAAAGUCAUUCGUGGUCGGGGCAUGGAAUACGAAGAACUCAGCAAGUAUGGCCCGGUGGUGCGAGUCAGCCCGACCUACGUUGUCCUAGAAGAUCCGGACGACAUGCGCAAGCUCAAUAGUGCCCGCGACAUACCACGGGACGACUGGUACAUGGGAGCCAAGUUGGAUCCGGGAUACGACACGCUUCUCACUCAUUUGCAGCACGGACCGCACGACGCGCUCAAAGCAAAGGUGUCAUUUGCGUAUAGCGGUCGUGAUGGCAUUGAUUUUGAAGCAGGCGUUGAUGGCCAGUUAACGCACCUCGUUAAUGUGAUAAGAAAGAGGUUUCUUUCCAAGGCUGGGCAGAUAAAAUCUGUUGAUUUUGCACACUUGGUUCGUUACUUUACUUUGGACGUUAUCACCAAAAUUGGUUACGGGAAAUCUUUCGGGUUCAUGGAUGCUGAGGAUGAUUUGUACGGUUAUACGAAAGAGAUUGAAGAUAUUCUGGGUCUAGUUGCGACAGCUGGAGACGUUCCCAUACUCCGUCGCUUGUUUGUUUCUCCAUGGCUAUCGCCAUUCUUUUCUCCCAAGCCCAGCGACCCCAAAGGUUUCGGCAAGGUUCUUGGCGUUGCUCACAAGAUUGUAGAAGAUCGCAUGGAGAAAGAUGAUGUGGACUCUCCAGAUAUGAUUAGCUCUUUCAAGCGUCAUGGCCUUGAUGUCAACGAGAUCAAGAACGAAACCAUACUCCAACUGACUGCUGGCUCGGAUACUACCGCCACAGUCAUUCGUUGUACGAUGCUGUACUUGAUGACAUGCCCCAGAGUCUAUCGGCGAUUAAAGAUGGAGAUAAAGGAAGCAAUAGCUUCAGGGGUUUCCCACCCAAUCACAAACGCUCAAGCCAAGAAGUUGCCCUAUCUUCAGGCCGUGAUUUGGGAAGGAAUCCGCAUGCGACCGCCCGCGACAUAUGGCUUCUACAAGAAACUCCCGCCCAAGGGUGAGACGUUUCAAGGGACGUUUAUCCCUGGUGGCACCGCCGUGGGUUGGAACCAACCUGCCAUGAUGAAACUCGAAAGGAUUUUCGGCCAGGAUGCGCAACUCUUCCGGCCUGAGCGUUUUCUUGAAUGCGACGAAGAUAAGAGAAUGGAGAUGACGAGGGUAAUCGAGCUUGUCUUUGGCUAUGGACGUUGGAUGUGCGCCGGUAAGACGCUGGCCUUUGUUGAAUUGAAUAAAACAUUAUUCGAGCUGAUGCGAGAGUUCGAGUGGCAAUUGGUCUAUCCCGGAAAUGCCUGGACCGAAAAAGCCUACACGGUUUACCUGCAAAAGGAUAUGUGGGUAUCUAUUACCGAGGCAGAGACUGCUUAGUGUCGUGCUUAAGGGAAGGAUGGGCAUAAUUAGGCUCAAGUUGAUUUCUUACAAAGAUAGAGAGCCAUCGAUGCGAUACUAGUUCUCUUAAAGUCAUGAUUACACCAAGUAAAACUCAUCGGUACUUUUACAGGAA